Molecule: messenger RNA, 4987 nt
Organism: Terrapene triunguis (Three-toed box turtle)
Lineage: Eukaryota; Metazoa; Chordata; Testudines; Emydidae
Gene: PPFIBP1
Product: PPFIA binding protein 1
Exons: 31
Coding region: 96-3314 (1072 amino acids)
Biological process (GO): neuromuscular junction development
Cellular component (GO): presynaptic active zone
Molecular function (GO): protein binding
Source: RefSeq, a predicted model, not a curated record
GGAUCAGCUGUAUAGUCUGAAGAGCAUCAGUAAAGAUCAGCAUUAAGUCUCCUUUUCCAGUGCUUUAGCAGUGAGUACCCUUGAGAAGCAGGAAGAUGAUGAGUGACGCAAGUGACAUGCUGGCUGCAGCUUUGGAACAGAUGGACGGCAUUAUAGCAGGUUCCAAGGCUUUGGAGUAUUCCAAUGGUAUAUUUGAUUGUCAGUCCCCUACCUCCCCAUUCAUGGGGAGCCUGCGAGCACUGCACCUUGUGGAGGAUUUGCGUGGUUUAUUAGAGAUGAUGGAAGCGGACGAAAAAGAAGGACUGCGAUGUCAGGUCCCAGAUUCAACAGCAGAAGCUUUGAUUGAAUGGCUCCAAAGCCAAAUGACUAAUGGACAUAUAUCUGGUAAUGAAGAUGUAUAUCAAGAAAGGCUAGCGCGUCUGGAAAAUGACAAGGAAUCUCUUGUUCUGCAAGUAAGUGUACUUACUGACCAGGUGGAAGCACAAGGAGAAAAGAUUCGAGAUUUAGAGUUCUGCCUAGAGGAGCACAGGGAGAAGCUGAAUGCCACAGAAGAGAUGCUGCAGCAGGAACUUCUGAGUAGAACAUCCCUUGAAACUCAGAAAUUGAACCUUAUGGCAGAAAUUUCCAAUUUGAAGCUAAAGCUAACCGCUGUAGAGAAGGACCGAUUAGACUACGAAGACAGAUACGGAGACACAGAGUCACUCCAUAACGUAAUAGCAGAACUCAGACAACAGAUGGAGAAAGUGGAGGUGGAACUAACACUGUUCCAGGAAAAGAGGUUACAGUAUGGGGAUCAAGAGGGUUUGAUGCAGGAAAUCAAUGAAUUACGGUUAAGAGUGGGAGAGAUGGAUAAUGAAAGACUUCAGUACGAGAAGAAGCUUAAAUCCACCAAAUCUUUAAUGGCCAAACUUUCUAGCAUGAAAAUCAAAGUGGGUCAGAUGCAGUAUGAAAAGCAGCGGAUGGAGCAAAAAUGCCAGAUAUUAAAGGAUGAACUGGCAUCUUUGAAAGAAAAAUUGGAACAGAAGGAAGCAGAAGUAAGAAAGUUACAAGAAAAAUUGGUGUGCAAGAUGAAAGGAGAAGAAGUUGAAAUAACGGACAGAGAUGAAAAUUGUAAAAAGAAGCUCAAAGACAAAAAUAUAGAGGUACAGAAAAUGAAGAAGGCUGUGGAGUCUCUAAUGGCAGCGAAUGAAGAAAAGGAUCGGAAGAUAGAAGAGCUGCGACAAUCCCUGAAUCGGUAUAAGAAAGUGCAAGACAUGGUAAUAUUGGCUCAGGGGAAAAAAGGCAAAGAAGGCGAAUGUGAAGAAUUUUUAAAUUCAGGAUCUGUUUCAGCGGUUUUAUUGGACAUGCAGAGUUUAACUGAUCAAGAGAAAAGCCCAUCUCCUGUCCCAGUAAUCAGCUCUCCAAGCCAUGAAGAGUUUAACACUACUGUUCCCGAAGAGAACUCACUACAAAUUCACACCAGCAUCUUGCAAGUUUCAAUCCCUGCUUUUCCACCAGCACCCGAAAGCCCAGAAGCAGCUACCGAAAAAAUAAAAGCACAGCCUAAACCAGAAGUUGCAAGUGAAGUGAGUGAAGGGACAACAUCAUGUUCCUCCGUAGAAACACAGCCAUGUGACAGUCCAUUAGUGUCAGCCCUGCAAAAAUCCAGCAGUCUGGGCAAUUUGAAGAAAGAGGCAUCAGAAGUGGACAAAGAACCUGUACAGAAACCAGCAGAGACUAAAGCUCCCAUGGAAGGUAACAAGGGUGGAACCCUUCCUCCAAAAUCCCCAAGCCAUAGUGGUACCGGAGAUGAGGACAGUUUUGGUACCCGAAAAGCCAGAUCUUCAUUUGGACGAGGCUUUUUCAAGAUAAAAAAUAACAAGAGGACAGCAAGUGCACCUAAUUUGGAUCGCAGUCGAAGUGCAAGUGCACCUACGUUAGCUGAAACAGAAAAGGGAUCUGCAGAUCACUUGGACCUAGCUGGUUUGCCCCCUCGACCGAAAGAAACUGAUAGUGGGCAGCUGUCUCCCUCUUCUCCAGACUCCAAGAAGAAAGCCAGAGGAAUCAAGAAACUAUUUGGAAGGCUUAAAAGGAGCCAGUCUACCACAUUUAACCCGGAUGAUAUGUCUGAGGCAGAGUUCAAAAGAGGAGGGACAAGAGCGACUGCAGGACCAAGACUGGGCUGGUCUCGAGAUCUUGGGCAGUCUAACAGUGACCUGGAUAUGCCAUUUGCUAAAUGGACAAAGGAGCAAGUUUGCAACUGGCUCCAGGGCCAGGGUUUAGGUUCAUACAUGAAUCAUGGCAAACACUGGAUACUGUCUGGGCAGACUCUCUUGCAAGCUUCUCAGCAGGAUCUGGAAAAGGAACUUGGAAUAAAGCAUCCACUGCAUCGGAAGAAACUUCAGCUCGCUCUUCAGGCCCUGGGGUCAGAAGAAGAAAACAAUCAUGGAAAACUGGAUUACAACUGGGUUACCAGGUGGUUGGAUGAUAUUGGACUUCCCCAGUAUAAGACUCAAUUUGAUGAAGGAAGGGUGGAUGGUCGAAUGCUCCAUUACAUGAGCGUUGAUGACUUGCUGUCCUUGAAAGUUGUUAGUGUCCUUCACCAUCUUAGCAUUAAAAGAGCCAUCCAGGUCCUGAGAAUAAAUAACUUUGAACCCAACUGUCUGCGCAGGAGGCCGUCUGAUGAGAACAACAUCACCCCAUCAGAGGUUACUCAGUGGACCAAUCACCGUGUAAUGGAGUGGUUACGCUCAGUUGACCUAGCAGAAUAUGCACCUAAUUUGAGAGGGAGUGGUGUGCAUGGUGGACUUAUGGUCUUGGAACCUCGUUUUAAUGUGGAAACCAUGGCACAGUUGCUGAACAUCCCACCAAACAAGACACUGCUGAGACGCCAUUUGGCAACCCAUUUCAAUUUACUGGUUGGUCAGGAUGCCCAACAUCAAAAGCGUGAAGCCAUGGAAUCGCCAGACUAUGUCCUUUUAACUGCUACUGCCAAAGUGAAGCCAAAAAAGCUUGCCUUCAGCAAUUUUGGAAGUCUGAGAAAGAAGAAGCAGGAUGAUGUGGAAGAGUAUGUGUGCCCAAUGGAACUGGGACAGGCAUCUGGAAGUGGAUCUAAGAAAGGAUUUAAGGCUGGCUUGGAUAUCCGAGUGUAUGACGAUGACGAUUUGGAUAGACUGGAGCAGAUGGAAGAUUCAGAAGGGACAGUGAGGCAAAUAGGAGCAUUCUCUGAAGGCAUCAACAACUUGACACACAUGUUAAAAGAAGACGAAAUGUUUAAAGACUUUGCUACUUGCUCUCCUAGCGCCAGUAUAACAGAUGAAGAUUCAAAUGUGUGACAGUAACUGCCGAAUACCAAUAAAGAAUUCAAUUUCGUAUAUGCUAGGAACAUCAUCGUUAUAUGUGAUGGGCAGCAGAUCAUGUACAUUACAUUGCUCUUGCUUCUGUUUGUUAGAAGUGAUAUUUUUGGGUGGAUAAGGAGAAAAGGUGCCUAUUCUAAAGUUGCCAUAAAAGAUAAACCAACCAGACACUGGUGAGUGGUAGUAUAAUUGUUUUUACUAUAUUUAAUGUACAAACCUGUGACAUAUAUUCCAAAGUAUUGCAUUUACAAUUUGCUACCAUAAUGCUCUUUAUGUUUAUUCAUGUAGUGAAAUGUACUGUUUCAAAAUAAUAUGAAACAUGUAACUUGUAAAUAACCUGCGUCCGCAUUCAGUGUGGCUUUCAGCUGAAAAAAAGAUAUCACUGGUGUCCUAUUUUAAUAGAUAUGUCCAAAGUAAAUACCAGUUAUUUCUUUUGGUAUCCAGGUCCCACUGCCCUACACAAAACUCAAGGUAACUCUUGACUGUUGCUGUCUUAUUUUUAUACUGUUUUAUAUAAAAAAAAUUAUAUGAAGUGCAUGUAAAGCAGAAAUUUUAUUUUGUGACAUAAAGUGGUGAAAGGUUCAAUUGUUUUUUUAAAGGGAUGAUCCCAGUUUGCAAACCAGCUGGUUACUGGAAAAGUCGUACUGACCUUUGAACUGUUUGCUUCCUUUCAUUUUUAAUUUUUGCUAAGUGUUGUCAACAUUUUUAGGUUUGGGAUGAAGCUAUUGUGAAAUGUAGAUCUGCUUGCAUCACAUUUCUAAAUCUGUAAUAUCUGAAAUUUCUCUACUUUUCUUUUUUCCUCCAGCAGCAGCUAUUAACAUUAAAAUAAGGUUUUAAUGGUUUUAAAAAUAUUCUGGAAAAUUCACAGCUUGAAAUUGAGGAAUGCUCAGUGUGGAGAAGGAUAUUUGUGUUGUGUUUCCAAUAGGAUGGCUUGUAUAGUUGCAAAAGUUAUGUAGAGAAACAUAUAGGAAAUGUAUAAUUUCCCAGCAUUAAACCUAAGGUAGGGUUUUGCCUCAAGAAUAAGUCCAAUACCAAAACACAUGUUGCCUAAUACUUAUGCCUCUGUAAAGCACAACUCCUUUCUGCUUUGAAAUAAUCAGGUUUCUAAAAUUCUAACUAGCCAGUGAAAAUCUUUUGUUGGACGUUCUAUAGAACAUGAUAGUUCUUACCAAAAAAUGCUAGCUCUUUGUCUGUUAAAAUGAUGAUUGUUAAGGUGUUGAAUGUUGCAUGUAUUGUAGCACAAUGGCAUGAUGCUUCAUUAUUUGUGAAGAAAAACUACAGCUAGAUUAAUUACCUUACCGUGUUGUGUGCUUUAACAGACGGGUUUUAUCAUGCUUUUCAUCAUAGUUCUUGUUACAAGCAUUGGGAAGGAGCUGUUCUAGACAAGUUGCUUAUUACAGUCUAAACAAUGUUAGAUUUAUGGCAAUUUCAGUACAUCUGAUGUAUUGUUACAGAAGUUGGGAAGGCAACAGAGAUGUUAUCAAGAUUUUUAAUGUGGGCUUCUACAAGUUGCUGGGAGGGAUUUGAGACUUUUUCUGAUGUUUAGCAGUAUAACCGUAUACACUGUUACCAAUCUGUUUUUUUAAAGGAUGGACAGCCUAGGUUUAUAUUUAUUUAUAACUACAAUAAAUUCAAUAGAACCAAUUACAUUA